This is a messenger RNA of Candidula unifasciata, 251 nucleotides long. The record is from the annotation of a GenBank genome assembly. Lineage: Eukaryota; Metazoa; Mollusca; Gastropoda; Stylommatophora; Geomitridae.
CUGUAGAUGGACAAACAACAUCACCUCCACCUUCUACCACUGGUUAUUCAUUGACUCCAUCAACAAGGUCAAGGACAGAUGAUUCGCUUUCACCAGGUUCUACAACCAGUCGAUCGGUAACCAAUGAAGCAUCUCAUGUCACUGUUAUAGUGCCUAGUUCUAUCAGACUACUGGAUGCCAGCUACAGCUCACAGUUAUCAGAUCUGCAGUCUCAAGUCGCCCAACAGACUAAAGUUCCAAUAGAACAUGAG